CUGUUUUUUGUUUCUUGCCCGGGCUUUGAGAAGGGAGAGGAGGGACGGAGAAUGAGUUAUUCUUGUACCAGCAGUGGCAACAGCCAGGAUCCAUCAAACGCUGAGAAGUCCGUGGGUAAUAAUCCCGGCAGUUGCGGUGGCGGAAGAGAUACUGGAGGAAGCAGCAGUAACAACACCGAUGGCCAGACGAGUCCGAACGCGAACCCAAACCCAACGGCGGCGAUGAAAGUAAAAAAAGGCUGCAACUCGACGGACAUCCCGGCGACCAUGGAGGAGGGACUACUCGCGAACACGGUGAUCACUCCCGAUGAUGUACUGGCCUUGCAGAAGAUCACAGAGAACUACCUGUGCGAUCCAGGUGAGAAUGUGUACAGCAUUGACUUUACCAGGUUCAAGAUCAGAGACAUGGAGACAGGCACAGUGCUGUUCGAAAUCUCCAAACCUCCUUAUACAGAUAAAGCAGGAGAUAAAAGGGCCAUUGAUCCAUACACCGGAAGGUUUGUCCGCUACCAGUUCACCCCUGCCUUCCUCCGGCUAAGAGAAGUUGGUGCCACUGUUGAGUUCACCGUAGGAGACAUGCCCAUAGAGAACCUCCGGAUGAUUGAGAGGCACUACUUCAGGGAGAAGCUGCUCAAGAGCUUUGAUUUUGAAUUUGGCUUCUGUAUGCCCAGUAGCAAGAACACCUGCGAACACAUCUACGAGUUCCCCCCUCUCUCUGAAGAUGUCAUGCGAGAGAUGAUCCUGCACCCGUACAAGACGCAGUCCGACAGCUUCUACUUUGUGGACAACAAGCUGGUGAUGCACAACAAGGCAGAAUACUCCUACAGUGGCGGCCCCUAGAGGAUAGAGGACCAACCAGGCUCCUGCAGCCAGACAGACAGACAGAAAGAAAGAGGGACAGAUGGAUGUAUGGACAGACCUAGGGACCAUGUUACUCAGUGGCACUGUUAACAAACCACUGAUCCCAUGCUCUCUCAGCCCUAUGGAUCAGCUACAGAAACACCACUGAAUAGACCCAACUAGAUCUAGUGUGUAUGUGUGUCUGUGCGCAUCAGGUGUGUGUGUGUGUGUGUGUGCGCGAAUAGCUUGCCUGUGUCAGAGCCUCGGAACACAUGCACCAACACACACACACUCCCAAACAGCACUUGGUCAGACACUGCCAUUGAUCCAGUAGAUGCCAGCAUACGAGUGUGUUCUAUGGCAUGUCCACCAGACAUGACUUAGUCAUUAUAAAGCGACAUAGAGUUGUUAUAUUGCCUCAGAGGCAAUGAGACCAGCAAGUAAAGUACCAGUAGAGGCUAGAGAAGAAAUAAAUGGAUGUGUGUGCGUGUAUAAAAUGUGUCUCUGUCUGUAUAUUUAUUAUGUAGGUGUGUGUAUGAUUGUGUGUGCACGUCUGUAUGUUUGGCAUGACUCUGUGUGCGCUCACGACAGUAUGUGUGUCUGUCGUUGUGUUUGUGAGUCUAAAGCUUAAUGAAAUUAGAGGUAACUGACAUUGAAACAGUUAGACUCUUCAUCCGUCACUAUAACGGUUGGUGGCACCUUAAUUGGGGAGAAUGGGCUCGUGGUAAUGACUGGAGUGGAGUCAGUGGAAUGGUAUCAAA
This is a messenger RNA of Coregonus clupeaformis (lake whitefish), 1601 nucleotides long. RefSeq names its product protein unc-119 homolog A-like. The transcript is spliced from 5 exons. Gene Ontology annotation, molecular function: lipid binding. Gene Ontology annotation, cellular component: intercellular bridge; centrosome; spindle midzone. Gene Ontology annotation, biological process: lipoprotein transport; mitotic cytokinesis; visual perception. Bases 52 to 840 code for a protein of 262 amino acids. The record is from RefSeq and is a predicted model, not a curated record. NCBI's taxonomy places the organism in Eukaryota, Metazoa, Chordata, Actinopteri, Salmoniformes, Salmonidae.